This is a messenger RNA of Perkinsus marinus ATCC 50983, 333 nucleotides long. RefSeq lists its product as hypothetical. Bases 1 to 333 code for a protein of 110 amino acids. The transcript has 3 exons. The record is from RefSeq and is a predicted model, not a curated record. NCBI's taxonomy places the organism in Eukaryota, Perkinsozoa, Perkinsida, Perkinsidae.
AUGGUCUGCCCAGCAGCAGCGGAGUGGUGGGACUGGCUCGAGAAGCUGGGCUUGGUGGGCGGUGGAUGGGCACCGGGGACUGCUCAUGGGAGCUCAGGUCAGGGACCGACCACCGGCCACGCGCGUGGUCCAGGUUGUGUCGCUGGCGGUGAUCUCAGGUACAGGGCGAAGUACGAUGAUAAAGACGCUAAGACAUCCCAAGCAGUGAAGAACUACAUGGAGCCGAUGCGCUCGGAUAGGAAUGCAUCGGCGGUGGAGUUGGCCCGUCGGAACUUGGAGACAUGCAGGCCUAAUUGGGCCCAUAUGGAAGGGGAGGAGGCAAUGGUCAAGUAG